CACAGGCAAGCAAAGAGACACGACGUCCGUCGCCGCUACAAAGGAGCGAGCCCUGCCAAUGUCAUCAGCCAUCGAAAGAAAGAGCCUCGAGCCCUCCGAGGAGCCAGUGGAUGAGGUGCUCCAAAUCCCCCCUUCCUUGUUAACAUGUGGAGGUUGUCAGCAAAACAUUGGGGAUCGGUACUUCCUUAAAGCCAUUGAUCAGUACUGGCAUGAAGAUUGUCUCAGCUGUGACUUAUGCGGGUGCCGACUUGGAGAAGUGGGAAGAAGGCUGUAUUAUAAACUGGGCAGAAAGCUCUGUCGAAGAGACUAUCUCAGGCUUUUUGGCCAAGAUGGUCUCUGUGCCUCCUGUGAGAAGAGAAUCCGAGCCUAUGAAAUGACCAUGAGAGUAAAAGAUAAAGUGUACCAUCUGGAAUGCUUCAAGUGUGCUGCUUGCCAGAAACAUUUUUGUGUUGGUGACAGAUACCUUCUCAUAAACUCAGAUAUAGUAUGUGAGCAGGACAUCUACGAGUGGACUAAGAUCAAUGGGAUGAUAUAACUCACGUGUGCCUCAUAGUCUCCAAAAUACAUUCAUGAGUGACAUAUAUAUUUAGCUAUGGUGAGGUUAUUGCUCACAUCUUUAUGCUUUCUCUAAGGAAGGGGGAAAUGGAACAGAAUGCACAGGCAUUGCAUCAUGUACAAGUGAUGAUUGGAGACUGGCAUAAUAGCAGACAAAUUUAUUUAGCAAAUAUGCUUUGAUGAUAAACUGACAUUAUUGGAGGUAAUGAUGGAAACUAGUGAACCAAUACAAAGUAACAAUGGAUUCUUUUAAAUUGAAGUACAGUAUGAUAGUGUAACUUUGUUGACUGACCUUCUCUAACCUGGUACUUUUCAGAUGACUUGAGACUACAAGUCCCCAGAAAUCUAGCAAUUGUUGUCCUAAUACUUCUGGCACACACUACCUUCAAAGGUAGCCUUAACACUUGCAGACAAAAUUGUUCAAUUAAAUUUUGAUUAUGUCAUAUAUAUUUAUUCUGCCUAGACUAUAAUCCCAGCAUUAAUAUUAAAUGCAAGAGCAUCAAGAGAGUUGUAUGUCUGGAGAGGAAGGGGCCUCCAGAUAAAUGCAGCCCUCCUUUUUAAUGAUAGUCAAUUCUUUUUGAGAAUUAAAGUACAACUUUUGUUACAGUGCGAAAGAUGAUACCUUAAGUAUAUAUCAGAUAUACUUAAAUCCUUGUGAGAUCCAUGAGAGAUAAUGGCAUGUAACUGGGGAGGGAGGAAGGAAUGCAGCCUUAAAUGCUAAGUAAUUAUUUCAAAUCAUGAAGAUGGAUAGCUACCUUCUGUUAACAUUGUUUGAAGGUGAGGAAUUCCACCACUCCUUUCUAUACAAUAAUUUUUUUUUAAAGUUCUUCAACUAUUUUAUUAGGAAAUGUGAAUACAUUGUUGUAUGUAGUAAGAUACUGCAGACUUAAUUAAAUAGACUUGAUCUAAGAGUUGUGAUAUUUUUCAUUCAAUACACCGGCAGCUUUUUUGAUUAUCGUUUUUUAGUGCAAUAAAUAUGUAGCUGUUAUAUGGCUCAUUUAUUGUGCACAGAGUAUCAUCCUUUGAGCUAUGCUUUUGUUUUGGACAGAGUUAACUACACUAUAUGCUAAUCUCACUUUGUCAAACACAUUCAAAGGAGAGAAUUUAAGUCUUCCUAAUAAUAGAAAAUGUUGAUUUCCCUAGGCAAAGCAACCAUUAUUUGUCCUGUGAUUGCUAUAUGCAUUGCAAUAAAUGUCGUAGGUGCCUCUCACAUUAAUUUGUGAUGUGACUAUUCAUGAAUUAUUUGACUUCUCUAUUCUUCAUACAUAUGCCAUCUAAGAUUGUUUUAGGAGAUUAUUAAAAUGCUUUUAGCUAUAUUAUUCCUGCCUUUUGAAAACAGAAACAUUUGCAAAGUGAUCCCUGACAUGCAGCAUGCACAUCAGCUUUCACACAUCUUUUCAGAGCAGCCUUAUUAUGCAUGUUGAUGUGGAAUUAAGUCCUUCAGUAUUCAGUGAGACUAUAUUUCCUACAAAGUAUAAUUAGGAUUGUAAUCUCUUUCUUUCUUUAUUCAUUCUUUAAAAGUUACCUUCAAAGUUAUGAAGAGCUAAUGCCACUUUACUAAUCAUCUCUUAAUUCAUCACAUGCAAAGUGGAUAACUUGCUAUUUUCUUGAAACUGGAACUCAAGUGAUUUUUGCACAAAGGCAAUGUAUGAAAUUCAGUCAUUCAUUUAGUAUAAUCCCCUGAACAAGCUCUAAAGAAACACUGCUGUAAUCUUGUCAUUAAUUUGGUAGAGGCAGAAACCUUCAGUUCUAGCAGAAUUCAUGCUAAUAAGUAAAGAUAAAAAUGUGAAUUUCCAACAAAUCUGGUACAUUUGCUGCAGAGUAGAAGCUCUACCCAUAGCUCAGAGAAACCAUGUCUGAUAGAGUAUGAUGGGGUGGAGUUUUUACAGUGAGACAACAAAACAAAAUCAAACAGGAAAGUAGAACUGAAAUAUCAAUUCAGAUUUCAAUCUAAAAAGUCUUGGGCAUAUUACUUAAAUUUAUAAAAUCUGUCACCUGCUAGAUUACAAACAUUUUAUCUAGUUGUUGCCUGUCAAUCUGUAACCAUUUACUUCUAUAUUAAAAAUGCUUCUCAAUUGCAGUUGCAUGCAAUACCACUAAACUAAUAAUUCUAGGAUGUAGGCCAGGGGUCCCCAAACUGUUCAGCUCAUGAGCCCCUUCAUGAAGUUUCAGAAUGUUCAUUG
Molecule: messenger RNA, 2738 nt
Organism: Python bivittatus (Burmese python)
Lineage: Eukaryota; Metazoa; Chordata; Lepidosauria; Squamata; Pythonidae
Gene: LMO2
Product: LIM domain only 2
Biological process (GO): positive regulation of transcription by RNA polymerase II
Cellular component (GO): nucleus
Molecular function (GO): DNA-binding transcription factor binding; transcription coactivator activity
Source: RefSeq, a predicted model, not a curated record